This is a messenger RNA of Rhodamnia argentea, 1937 nucleotides long. RefSeq names its product class V chitinase-like. Gene Ontology annotation, biological process: protein phosphorylation; carbohydrate metabolic process. NCBI's taxonomy places the organism in Eukaryota, Viridiplantae, Streptophyta, Magnoliopsida, Myrtales, Myrtaceae. The record is from RefSeq and is a predicted model, not a curated record. Gene Ontology annotation, molecular function: chitin binding; ATP binding; protein kinase activity. Bases 69 to 1937 code for a protein of 622 amino acids. The transcript is spliced from 6 exons.
GUGCUCCGAUAAAUCCGGUACAGAGCCUGCUCAAACACGUCCAACCUCCUCCAUGUAACUCAUCAGAAAUGGCUUCCAACGAUAAUCAUGUCCUUUUAUUUCUCUCCUUCUCCUUUCUCUCUCUCCUCCAAAUCAACUCAUGCAUGGCCCAAAACGUCAAAGGAGGCUAUUGGUUUCCGGAUAGCGGCAUCAACGCCUCCGACAUCGAUUCGACCCUCUUCACUCAUCUCUUCUGCGCGUUCGCCGACCUCGAUGCAUCGACAAACCAGGUAGUCAUAUCGCGGUCCAAGGCUCGGUCUUUCGCGGCCUUCACUAGCGACGUCCAGCAGAAAAACCCGUCGGUCGUGACCCUCCUGUCCAUUGGCGGCGGGGGUAACGGCUCGAUCGCGGACGACUUUGCAUCCAUCGCAAGCCAGCCGAGCUCCCGGAAGACUUUCAUCAAUUCCUCCAUAGCCCUAGCUCGGUCCAACGGCUUCCAUGGCCUCGAUCUUGAUUGGCAAUACCCGGAAACCGACGAGAAGAUGGCCAAUUUGGGGUUUCUCCUCCAUGAGUGGCGGGCUGCGGUGGUGGCUGAGUCGGCCAGCUCGGGCAAGGAUGCUUUGCUUCUCUCGGCGGCAGUUUAUUACACGCCGCAUAUGUCGAGCACAGAUUAUCCGGUGGCCACCAUGGCGGCGAGCUUGGAUUGGAUCAAUGCGAUGGCCUAUGAUUUCUAUGGAAAUUGGUCCUCCACCACAGGACCACUUGCUGCUCUCUACAAUCCAGGGAACAACGUAAGCGGAGACGACGGGGUGAGCGCGUGGAUUCAGGCCAACAUGCCGGCAGAGAAGAUUGUGCUCGGCUUCCCCUUCUUCGGGCGCGCAUUCACCCUCACAGAUGCCAAAAACCAUGGCUACUUCGCACCCUUCACCGGGGUGGCGAUAUCCCCUGACGGGUCGAUCAAGUACAACUGGAUCACAACGUACAUAUCCCAAAACAGCGUGACCACGGUGCACGACUCCAAGUUCGGGUCCGCCUAUUGCUAUUCUGGGACGACGUGGAUCAGCUACGAUGAUACACAAACCAUCUCUACCAAGGUUGCCUACGCCAGGGAAAGGGGACUCAAAGGUUACUAUGCAUGGCAUGUUGCCGGUGACGACAACUGGAUUCUCUCUCAAACAGCUCGGGAGGCCAGUGAAGAUCAGCAACACAAGCGAUGGUUCAGGCGAUGGUUCUGGCUAGUUAUGCUUAUUUCGAUUGCCAUUGUCAUUCUCUUUAUAUUUGGCCUGAUAUACUACUUACGGAGGAGAACGUUGCAAUCAGAAGGUAUUUUGGGUGUAAUAAAAGGAUUUAAUAGAAGAUUUAAGGCUAUGGUGCAUAAAGUUGAAAGUCCUGAGAGCAGUGCUUCUAAUCUCCAAACAUUUCGCUAUGCCACACUCAGGGCAGCAACUAAUAACUUCUCAAGUGAAAAUAAGCUUGGAGAGGGUGGAUUUGGACCUGUUUACAAGGGCAAGUUGCCCACAGGACAGGACAUUGCAGUAAAGAGACUUUCGAAAACUUCGAACCAAGGGCUCGAGGAGUUCAAGAACGAAGUUGUGCUCACUGCCGGCCUGCAACAUGUGAACCUUGCUCGCCUUCUAGGAUUUUGUACCGAUAGGGAAGAAAAGAUGCUGAUCUAUGAGUACAUGCCAAAUGGGAGCUUGGACUUCUACCUUUUUGAUCCCACAAGGAAAUAUUUGCUGGAUUGGGAAAAACGCGUUCAAAUCAUAGAAGGCAUCACACAGGGGCUUCUUUAUCUCCAAGAAUACUCGAAUUUCACAAUAAUACACCGAGACUUGAAAGCCAGCAACGUUCUUCUGGAUAAAGAUAUGAAACCCAAGAUAUCAGAUUUUGGUAUGGCGAGAAUAUUCAGGAAAGGUGACCUUGAGGCAAACACCGGCCGAAUUGUUGGGACUCUGUAA